This is a messenger RNA of Nerophis lumbriciformis (worm pipefish), 1891 nucleotides long. Its product is annotated as claudin-14-like. The record is from RefSeq and is a predicted model, not a curated record. NCBI's taxonomy places the organism in Eukaryota, Metazoa, Chordata, Actinopteri, Syngnathiformes, Syngnathidae. Gene Ontology annotation, cellular component: membrane; bicellular tight junction. Gene Ontology annotation, molecular function: structural molecule activity.
AUUGGGCGUCGCCAGAACUAUGCACCGAAAGCCCAGGGUUCUGGAACCGAGUCUUCUUCACCCAGCAGGUUGCAGCUGGAUCCCAGCAGGCCAGAGAGGGGAUGGUCUUCAUGGAGGUCCAGAGAGAGGCGGUGGGGAUGUCAGCCAAUAGGCUGCUGCGGUGUGGACCCCCCAGGGAGACGCUUUAAAAGGUGAACGGCGCUCUCAUUAGUUACAGACACCUGCCACUCAGGUGUGGGAAUAGUUUCCACUCCAUCACUCUGGACGCACUUGGCUCGGAGUCCGUGACAAAGUUGAAUUGGCUCCCCUGCUGGGAAGUGUGCGCUUGAAAAGAAGAGGGCGCCAUGAGGGACUUCAAUAUGCAUCACUUUUUAAAGCGCCGUGGUCUUCCCGAGUGAGCCGAACAUGGCCAGCACCACGCUUCAGCUCCUUGGCUUCCUCCUUUGUCUGCUGGGCUUGGCGGGAACCGUAGUCGCCACCGUGCUCCCGAACUGGCGUAGCUCGGCCUACAUCGGCUCCAACAUCAUCACGGCCUCGGCCACCAUGCGAGGCCUCUGGAUGGCGUGCGUGUGGCACAGCACUGGCAUUUACCAGUGUGAGGUGUACAGGUCUCUGCUGGCACUGCCACAGGACAUGCAGGCUGCCCGGGCCCUCAUGGUGCUCUCCUGUGUCACCUCCGUCCUUGGGAUGGUGGUUUCUGUGAUGGGUAUGAAGUGCACCUACUUUGCCCGAGGCUCGCUAAUCAAGUCCCCCCUGGUGCUGAGCGGAGGGAUUUGUUUUCUCUGUGCCGGUGUGCUCUGUUUGACCACCGUUUCCUGGACCACCAAUGACGUCAUCGUGGAUUUCUAUGACCCCUUCCUUCCGGAUGGCAUGAAGUACGAGAUCGGCCAGGCGGUGUAUAUUGGUUUCGCCUCGGCCUCUCUCAGUCUGAGUGGGGGACUCGUGCUGUGUUUGAGCAGCGGUGGCGAGCGCCCACCGAGGCGACCCCAAAUACAAAGGAGUCAGCCUUCAUCGCCGCCCCCACCCUUCAACAACAUCUAUCCCCCAGCGCCUCCAUACAUACCUCCAGAGGCUCUCAAGGGCAACCGAGCCCCCUCGCUUUGCUCCGUCUCCAGCAGUGGCUACCGACUUAAUAACUAUGUCUAAGAUUGGCUGCGUACUUAAUAACUAUGUCUAAGACUGGCUACAUACUUAAUAACUAUGUCUAAGACUGGCUACAUACUUAAUAACUAUGUCUAAGACUGGCUACAGACUUAAUAACUAUGUCUAAGACUGGCUACAGACUUAAUAACUAUGUCUAAGACUGGCUACAGACUUAAUAAGUAUGUCUAAGACUGGUUGCGUACUUAAUAACUACGUAGAAGACUGGCUACAUACUUAAUAACUAGGUCUAAGACUAGCUACAGACUUAAUAACUACGUAUAAGACUUGCUACAGACUUAAUAACUAUGUCUAAGACUGGCUACAAACUUAAUAACAAUGUGUAAGACUGGCUACAGACUUAAUAACUAUGUCUAAGAGUGACUACACUCUUAAUAACUAUGUCUAAGACUGGCUACACUCUUAAUAACUUUGUCUAAGACUGGCUACAGACUUAAUAACUAUGUCUAAGACUAGCUACAGACUUAAUAACUAUGUAUAAGACUUGCUACAGACUUAAUAACUAUGUCUAAGACUGGCUACAGACUUAAUAACUAUGUCUAAGACUGGCUACAUACUUAAUAACUAUGUCUAAGACUGGCUACAUACUUAAUAACUAUGUCUAAGACUGGCUACAGAGUUAAUAACUACGUCUAAGACUAGCUACAGACUUAAUAACUAUGUAUAAGACUUGCUACAGACUUAAUAACUAUGUAUAAGACUUGCUACAGACUUAAUAACUAUGUCUAAG